UGGAAAUAGGGAGGAUGAGAUUUGUUUUGCCACGCGUCGGCCGCGCGAGUUGGUCCACCGCUGGGAGAGAACGACCCGCUCGUAUAGGAUUUUUUUCCUCUGUCUUCAAGCUUAACCUCAAGGACCUCUUCUCCGAUGACCACGCUGCCUCGCCGCCGCCGUCGCCAGCCAAGAUGGAGAUGCUCCCGCUCCUCGGCCCCCCCGUCGCCUCCUUCAGGGAGCCCGAAUUCUUCCGCGGCGACAUUGCCUUCGCCGUCUCCGGCACCACUCUAGUAGGCCUCGGCGGCAAGCGCACAUUCACCUACGACAUCAAGGCGCAGGCUGCCGGAUCCGGCCCCGGGACGGCCGCCACCAAGUACGGCGCUUUCCUCCUCCCCGUCGGCGCCCACGACGUCUACGCGCUCAGCAUCUUCCCGCAAUGGGGCGGCCGCGGCGACCGGCCCCACCUGGAGGCGCUCUCUCCCGGGGAGGGCCCCACACCGGCCUGGCGCGCCCUCCCGGAGCCGCCGCCGGAGCUGCAGGUCAGCAGCGACCCUGGCAGCGGCCGGGUCUGUAGGUUGACCACCUGCUUCACCAUAGGCGGCCGGCUGUGGCUGUCAGCGCAGGGGCUGGGCACCUACUCGCUGGAAACGGCCGGGCCGCGGCGCACGUGGCGGAAGGAGGGCUCCUGGGAGAUUCCGGUAGAGGGGCUUCCGGCGGUGUACGUGCCGGAGCUGGGACGGCUGUUCGGGUUCUGCCCCCGCCGCCGGUGCCUGUGCGCGUGCGACAUGGAUGCCCGGCCGCCCGUCGUCAGGGAGGUGUGGGAGGAGACUUGGCCGGGGGAGUGCAUCGAGAUUGGCUACGGGAUCCAGCCGGACGGCAGCCUGGUCUACCUGGGAGGUGGCCGCCUCUGUAUCACCAGGCUAGUCAAUGACCAAGUCGCCUCCAGUGCGCUCUGCGUCCAGGCAGUCCAGCUCCAGCUCCGGCACAGGGUCCAGAUGGUCACCAGAAGGAUUCGGUGCUACACCAUGCCCAAGAUUGCUAGAAGGGCCUAUGCACUCCAGCCCAGUACUUCUUAAUUUCGGUCUCCCCUCCCUGUAUAUUGAACAAACUGACUUUAAAGAAAUUUGAUCUACUCAAGGGGCAACUGCUGGAUACUCGAAUUACUACAGCUGAUAUCUUGAAGGAUGUUACGUCUCUCAUUUUUAGGAAGGCUGUUUCUGAGCCCACCUUCUGUUCCAUGUAUGCUCAACUUUGUUAUGAAGUCCAUGACUACCUCCCGUCACUCCCUGCUGAAGAACCAGGAGGAAGAAAUAUUAUAUUCAGACGUCUGCUGUUGAACAAUUGUCAGGAAGUUUUUGAAGAUCGUGAUAGCCUAAGGGUUGAGAUUGCAAGACUGACUCGCCCUGACCAAGUGAUGGAAAGAGGGGAUGACGGCAUGAUUUUGAAACUUACAACAUUUGGAAAUAUUCGUCUAAUUGGUGAGCUAAUGAAGGCAAGGAUGGUUCCUGAGAAGAUAGUUCAUCACAUUAUCAAGGAAUUACUGGGGUCUGAUAAAAAGGCUUGCCCUGACGAGCAACACAUCGAAGCCCUCUAUCAGUUCUUCAAUACGGUUGGUAAACAUCUUGAUGAGAACCCAGGGUCUUGCCGAAUGAAUGAUACCUACUUCAUCCAGAUUAUGGAUCGAGUAGCAAACCCUGAGUUGACUCCACGCUCAAAGUUUAUGCUUCUUGAUUUGAUUGCUCUCUGUUCUAACAACUGGGUGCCUUGACGCUGGGAGGUAAAUAGAAUCAAACUGCAUGGGCUAGCUACUCUACAUGCAGUAGCCAGUAGCUUUCAUUGUGAUAUUAAUUUUUGAUGCUACUGGUCUACAGCUAUUACGGUGUAGUAUAUGAGCUUAGGUAUAAUUAGGAGUACUGCUUCAUAGUAAUGCCAUAUCUCGUUUUACUCCCUCCGAUUCAUAUUACUUGAUGUUAAUAUGGAUGUAUCUAGACACAUUUUAAUUGUAGAUACAUCCAUUUUAGUAUCAAGUAAUAUGGGUCGGAGGGAGUAGUAUUUUUUGUCAUAUUACUAGAAGAUGCAUUUCACUUCAGGCGAAGGGUUUUAAGACCUUAAGUGAAUGCUGCUAUUAUGGUGCAUGAGCUUUUAAGCAUCAUGGUUUGCUUACAUGGCAAAGGCGUAAGUAUCACCUUCCCCUCUUCCUCCUUCCUCCCCCUCUCCUUCUCCGUCCCUCCCUAUCUCUCUCUAGAAGCCUGCAGAGCCACCACAUAGCCUUUUUAUUCGGCACACUAGCACCCAAGUCGAAGUUGCCAUGUCUGCCGUGAGUAACCCAUCUGGGAUGAUGACCAUGGUCGAACUGAGCUCCCGCUCAUCAUUUGUCCAGAUUGUAAGUGACAGGUGAUGGGGCGAUUCGCUGAUCAAGACACUAGUUCAUCCCAACUGUUUUUAUUUUAUUUACAAAUGCAACACAUGGUCAGUUUUUCACAUUUGAAAUAAAGAAGCAAUGCCUCUGGUUUGAUUUAUUUUUGUAUCAUUUUGAGUUGCAUUAGGUAGGGGAUGUUUCUUGUGACAUUUGGCAUUGGCAAGAUGCGUACACGAACUAUUUGUCAAACCUCGGCUACAUAAGAGCGGAGAUGGAGAAGUUGGAGUCAGAGAUGAAGAGGAUUGCACUUGAGGCACAACAGAAGCAAACCUGUAAGCUAAGCGAUGAAGACAUGAAGAUCACAAGGAUGACUAUGUUGCUCACUGCUUUGUUACAAGAUAACAAGGAUUGCAAGAAUGAGAUACUUAAGGUGUUGAAGCUGACAGUGACAAUUCUAUUUGCAAUUCUGUGUGAUGAAGUGAACACUGAAUCGUUUUAAAUAAUGUACUGUGAUCGUAUUUUAGACCUUGGACCGGUGACGCUUGGAAA
Molecule: messenger RNA, 2890 nt
Organism: Lolium perenne
Lineage: Eukaryota; Viridiplantae; Streptophyta; Magnoliopsida; Poales; Poaceae
Source: RefSeq, a predicted model, not a curated record